Molecule: messenger RNA, 333 nt
Organism: Soboliphyme baturini
Lineage: Eukaryota; Metazoa; Nematoda; Enoplea; Dioctophymatida; Soboliphymatidae
Source: the annotation of a GenBank genome assembly
AUGGCUGAAGCGGGCUUUUUCCACAUUCCUUCGAAAAGCGACCCGGACGCCGUGAGAUGCUUCGUCUGCGCAAAAGAUCUGGACAGUUGGUGCCCGGAAGAUGACCCCUGGAGCGAACAUCUGAAGCACAGUGAAAUGUGUCCGUUUGCUCAGUUUCAGAAGCGUCAAACACAACUGACUUGUAGGCAAUGGCUCAGUAUUAUGCAGUUGAAACAGAAAGCACUGUGGAAGGAAACAAUCGACCAAAAAAUAUCAGAACUCGCCAUGCAGUUCGAAGCUACGCCACAGCAGAUUUUUAAGCGAGCCGAUGAAUCUGAUGAUGCAUUGUCUUAA